GUUUGGCAAGAUAGUUGUCAAUUGAAGACUCGAUCGGUCGUCUCUAGCCGCCGAUUUCGAUUUGUCUUGGUCUUUGUUUCAUAUUGCUCAGAAAUUUCUUCCAGUUGUUUGAUACGUUUAUAUAUCCUUUUGCAUUUUGAGCGCUUUCACGUAUUUUGCUGGUAAACAAGAUAGUUGACCUUUCUUUUUCGAUUUAUAGUGGACAUUUUGUUAGCGCCCUCAAGGUGUUUGAUAUACAUUGCCGGUGAAUUUUAGGGUAUAGUCGGGACUGCUUUGGUUGCCUUGGUGUGUUUGGAAGAGAUUUGAGUUUGCUGUGAAUUGAAGAAGCGCUGUGAUUUUUAUUUGUGAUGGGGGGAAAAAGUUCGAAGGGCUCGGGCCGGAGAGGAGUGGCGUCACAUGGGUCUGGUGGUUCUGGUGGUUCUUCAACAUGGAAUCAGUAUGGGCAUGCACAACCGUCGUACCCUCAGCAAAGCCCUUAUUACGCGCCUCAGCAUCCCCAUGCUCCACCGCCCUCUACUUCUUUUAAUUAUGGCUCGCAACCAUCUUUUAAUUAUGGCUCGGAGGUACCCCAGCCGCAGAGAACAUUGGAUAGAAGAUAUUCGAAGAUUGCAGAUAACUACCGGUCCUUGGAUGAGGUUACUGCUGCUCUUGCACAUGCUGGCCUAGAAUCUUCUAAUUUAAUUGUUGGUAUUGAUUUCACAAAGAGCAAUGAGUGGACAGGUGCUAGAUCAUUCAACCGACGAAGUUUACAUCACAUCGGAAAUGGUCAAAAUCCCUAUCAACGAGCAAUAUCAAUUAUUGGAAAGACUUUAUCUGCUUUUGACGAGGAUAACUUAAUUCCCUGUUUUGGAUUCGGAGAUGCAUCUACGCAUGAUCAAGAUGUCUUCAGUUUCUACCCAGAAGAGAGAUAUUGUAAUGGAUUUGAGGAAGUUCUGACACGAUACAGAGAAAUGGUCCCUGAACUGAAACUCGCAGGACCAACAUCUUUUGCACCUAUCAUUGAGAUGGCCAUUACUAUCGUCGAGCAAAGUGUUGGCCAAUACCAUGUUCUACUGAUAAUUGCUGAUGGGCAGGUGACAAGAAGUGUUGAUACUCAGUCUGGCCAACUUAGCCCACAAGAACAAAAGACGAUUAAUGCAAUUGUAAAAGCAAGUGACUAUCCUUUGUCAAUAAUAUUGGUGGGGGUUGGAGAUGGGCCUUGGGACAUGAUGAGGGAAUUUGAUGAUAACAUCCCUGCUCGAGCCUUUGAUAAUUUCCAGUUCGUGAAUUUCACGGAAAUCAUGUCAAAGAAUGUGGAUCCAUCUAGAAAAGAGACUGAAUUCGCUCUUGCAGCCCUGAUGGAGAUACCUUCUCAAUAUAAAGCUACUAUUGAGCUCGGGAUAUUAGGCAGUAGACGAAGGGGGAAUUCUCCUGACAGGGUUCCUCUUCCCCCACCUCUAUAUGGUGCAGUUUCUAGUAGCUUGAAACCGCAGCAUUCAAGCAGCUUUCAGCACUCAUCUCCUUAUGGUGGAUAUGAUCCUUCUUAUACUGGAUAUGAUGCAGCAGUUGGGACGGGAUAUGAUGCUGCAGUUGGGACAGGAUAUGAUGCUGCAGUCAGCACAGCUCCAUCAUCAAGUUCUCUCUAUGAUAAUCUGGUUUGCCCUAUUUGUCUUACUAAUCGAAAGGACAUGGCCUUUGGUUGUGGGCAUCAGACUUGUUGUGAGUGUGGAGAAGAUCUCGAAGUGUGCCCCAUUUGCCGGCGUGCAAUCGAGACUAGAAUAAGGCUCUAUUGAUUGGCUUUGCUUCACAUCUCUGAGAUUAUUAUAGCUCAUGUAUGGUUCAGGGGAAGCUGCACAAUUUAUCAUGAUUUAUUGACAGCAAUUUUGCUUUAGGGGCACCAAAGGUGAAGAGCAUUUAUCAAGUAUUACCAUUUUUCCCCCAAUUAUAAUAGACAAAUGGUUUUGGAUGAGCUACGUCAGAGAAUGGGAAGUUUUGGGAUGUGCCGGGUGGAUAUAUUACUUGCGAUAAGGCACAAGGCUGAUCCAAAGGUAUUGCAUAACUACUAGCCUGAUAGAGAUCAAGGCAAAUGGGAUGUUGUCUUUAUGAGAAGGGAGAUAAAUUGGUUGAAGUUUCCAUGAAACAUUUGGCCAUUGGAGUCUCCACUCCCAAUGCCCCCUAAGCUUGAUGGCUUUUCUAAAGCUGCUUAGUUGAGGACAGUUGCAGAUCCGGAUUUGUACCGCCUCUUCGGAGCCGAUGAUAGACUGUUAUCUGGUCCAUCCUCAUUUUUUCAUUCAUUUUUUUUUAAAAUAUUCUUUUCAGACUUUGUUUCAUAUGUUUUGGUUGUAUCCAUACUAGUGAGGAGUGCAAAACUAGAAAUCCAAGGUGAUAGGAGUAUGCUCUGAUUUGAUUUAAUUUUUAAAACAUGAACAUCAAUUUGGGAUUGUACGGAAAUAAGUGCUUUUCAUGGUGGUUGCUACUUUUAACAUCUCUGGCUUUUCGAGAGAUGAUUCCA
Molecule: messenger RNA, 2491 nt
Organism: Juglans regia (Persian walnut)
Lineage: Eukaryota; Viridiplantae; Streptophyta; Magnoliopsida; Fagales; Juglandaceae
Product: E3 ubiquitin-protein ligase RGLG5-like
Exons: 11
Coding region: 348-1772 (474 amino acids)
Source: RefSeq, a predicted model, not a curated record